CUGAAAAACGAAAACCCUAGCGACAACUCACCUGACGACGACGAAGGAAAUGCCGAGCACUCUGUUCAUCGCUCUCCAGUGCUGCCAAUGUUCCACCAUGCAGGUGAAGCAGCAGAAGAAAAGCAGCAACAAAUGGGUGUGCGUGAUCUGCAAUCAGAAGCAAUCGGUACGAAAGAUAUUUGCACAGGGAUACAAGGCCAAGGAGCUUCGGUUCUUCGUCCAGUCCUUCAAUAUGUCCCGCAAAUCCCUCGAAGAGGAAGACACUGCCGCAGGAGGUACGCUCUCGGAGAUUCAUGUAGACUGGAAAAAGAGGCGCACUGAUUGGACUGAGUACCUUGACCUUGAUCCACCUAAUCGUUGCCGAAGAUCACCUGAAGAUGGGGAGGCCAAAGAAGGAAUGGAUGCGGAGAUUGUCACCGAGAUGCCAAAGGACAUGUUCAAGAAACCUAGGUUGAAUACAUAUUCGAGUGGUGGUGGAGGAUCCUCAAUGGACGCAGAAGAUGGUAAUGAACCUUACAACCCAAUCUUCUCCAGAAAAAGCAUCAUCGAGCAAAGACAAUGCUCAGGGAAAGCAUCAAAGAGGGAGCAUGAAUUGAAACAGAGAAAUCUAGUUCGAGGAGGAGUUGCAAAUUCGGCUUCAAAAUGGAACGCAUACCUGACUCAAGGAGAAGAAGAAAGAGCACCACCAGGGCUUGGCCGGAGAGAAGGCUUGGAUCAUGAUGAUGCCCGAGAAUGGAGCAGAGUAAUUCUGGGGAUAAGCAUGGGUGACCAAACAGUAGAUGACGAGGUGCAUCCAGAUUUCAAGUGAAUAAAUCGAGCUCACGGUUUGCUCUUCAAAGCUAGUGAGGUCGUAAAGCUUCAAGAUAAAUGAGGGGUUCGGAGUUCCCCAAAAAAUAAAUAAACAUGAGAAACCAAAGUUAUAUUACAAAUUUCAAAACAUAGUUUACAUGUACAUCUGCUGCUUCUGAAGAUGCGGCUUAGUUCCCACUUUCCAUAUAUGUAUAUAUAUAUAAGGUUACAGUGGUUGCAAUUUUGGAUGAUUUCAGUAUGUUUCUGAUGAAAAAAAAGGUUACAAUGAUCUUGUAGUAACACAAACAAGUAGAAUAGCAAUGAAGGGAAACUAUAGAUGGUAGGGAUGGAUAAAGGGAGUUGCAACAAAUCAUGAGAUCUUGCAUCCAUAAUUAAGUGAUCAACGUAUCUAUGUUUGUGGUCCGCUCA
Tarenaya hassleriana is the source of this 1218-nucleotide messenger RNA. RefSeq lists its product as uncharacterized. The coding region runs from base 50 to 808 and encodes 252 amino acids. The record is from RefSeq and is a predicted model, not a curated record. Gene Ontology annotation, cellular component: nucleus. Gene Ontology annotation, biological process: mitotic G2 DNA damage checkpoint signaling. Gene Ontology annotation, molecular function: chromatin binding. The transcript has 4 exons. NCBI's taxonomy places the organism in Eukaryota, Viridiplantae, Streptophyta, Magnoliopsida, Brassicales, Cleomaceae.